Mucor velutinosus is the source of this 258-nucleotide messenger RNA. RefSeq lists its product as uncharacterized. Bases 1 to 258 code for a protein of 85 amino acids. Gene Ontology annotation, biological process: positive regulation of ribosomal protein gene transcription by RNA polymerase II. NCBI's taxonomy places the organism in Eukaryota, Fungi, Mucoromycota, Mucoromycetes, Mucorales, Mucoraceae. The transcript has a single exon. Gene Ontology annotation, molecular function: RNA polymerase II cis-regulatory region sequence-specific DNA binding; DNA-binding transcription factor activity, RNA polymerase II-specific. The record is from RefSeq and is a predicted model, not a curated record.
AUGAGUCGACAAGUGACAACUGUGUGUGAUCUUUGGGACGAGUGGACAAUAGGUCGAGAUGGAUUCUGGUCUGUUCAAGAAUUAGAAGACAAGUGGGGCGCUAAAUGGAGAAAAGACGACAGAAAAUGGUUCAAUAUCCGUAAAAAAAUCAUUGAUUCCGUUGAAGACCUUCAGCUGGAUCUUGGUCUCUCCCCCGCUUCUGCUGUAGGCGCCUUACAAAAGGUGCCCAACACUCGCCGCUGGUCUUUGGUGCAGUGA